AUGACUGUCCCAUUCGGUAAAGAAUUUAGAAAGGCUUGUUUUACUUCCUUGGAUCCUGAGGUCAUUCCAGUGAAUAAUGGAUCAUUUGGCUUAUCACCAACGCCAGUGUUGGAGCAGCUCCACAAAAGUACUCUUGAACUCUACAGUUUCCCAGAUAGGCUGUACCGUCUUCAUUUGAAGUCAACCUACAUUAAAGCGUUGAAGCUGUUGGCUCCUGUUGUCAAAACUGACUAUACAAACUUGGCUAUCGUUGAUAAUGCCACAUCAGGAUUGAAUUCAUUCCUUAGAUCCCCUGAAAUCAUCAAACAUGGCGAUACAAUCAUCAUUUCAAGCGUUAUUUACGGUGCCAUAAAGAAUUUGGUGGAUUUCUUAAGGACAUCUCAAAGUGUUAAAGUAAGGGUUGUGAAUUUGGAUAUUCCAAAGAUGGCUCCUCAAGACAUUGUUGAUGUAUUUGAAGCUGAAAUAAAAACCGCUAAAGAUGCGGGUGAAACUGUUAAAGCUUGUGUAUUCGAUUUGGUAUCAUCAAUGCCCGCUAUCAGACUCCCAUUCGAAGAUUUGGUUGCUCUUUGUCGUAAUCACGAUGUGUUGUCUGUUAUUGACGGUGCCCAUGGUAUUGGGAUGCUUGAGCUCGAUCUUGACAAAUUGGCUCCGGAUUUCCUUGUUCUGAAUUUACACAAAUGGUACUAUGUUCCAGUAGGUAGUGCUGUUAUGUAUGUGAGUCCCAAAUGGCACACCAAAAUUAUGUCUUUGCCUAUUUCAUGGUCGUACUCAGUUGACGCUUUUGAUUCGAGUUCCGAUCCACUUCCACUUAUAGAUAAAUUCUACUACACCGGUACAAAGACUGUUGCCCUUCUACUGUGUAUCAAAACUGCCAUUGACUUCCGCGAAAAGGAGUGUGGAGGAGAACACAAGAUCAUAGACUACUGUAAUCAAUUGGCUCAUACUGUUGGUGAUGUUAUUUCCAAAAGAUGGGGUACUGAUAUAUUAGAUACCUCAAAUCAAGAUUACACCACCGCUAUGGUCAAUGUUCGUUUGCCACCAUCAGCUUUGGAUGAUCUUCCUCUAUCAAGAGCGAUGGACCAACAGUUAGGUGAUAUUGAAAUGGAAAACUUCAAUACUUUUGUUCCAAUCACUAAAUGGAAUGGACAUUGGUACGCCAGAUUUAGUUGCCAAGUGUACAAUGAUUUAUUUGACUUUGAAUAUGCUGCGGAUAAAUUAUUAGAAGCCAUUUCCAUUUGGCGUAUAAGAAAUAAAUUGAAUCUUUGA
Molecule: messenger RNA, 1266 nt
Organism: Lizanozyma spartinae
Lineage: Eukaryota; Fungi; Ascomycota; Pichiomycetes; Serinales; Debaryomycetaceae
Exons: 1
Coding region: 1-1266 (421 amino acids)
Source: RefSeq, a predicted model, not a curated record